Messenger RNA from Mercurialis annua (annual mercury), 4543 nucleotides. Its product is annotated as putative disease resistance protein At1g59780. Lineage: Eukaryota; Viridiplantae; Streptophyta; Magnoliopsida; Malpighiales; Euphorbiaceae. The record is from RefSeq and is a predicted model, not a curated record. The transcript has 10 exons. Gene Ontology annotation, biological process: defense response to other organism. Gene Ontology annotation, molecular function: ADP binding. The coding region runs from base 350 to 4192 and encodes 1280 amino acids.
CUUUCUCAUACAGAAAUGAAAUGGAAAUUGUGAACUCAAUAAGCUUUGUGUCACUUGUUUUUCUUUCUAUUGUAUUUCUCACUCUUUUUUAUGUUUUCCUCCUUGGCUAGCACGGACACUUCACUCAAUCAAGUUUGUGUUCAAAAACGUGUCGACACCUAGCGUUUCGGACACAAAACUUCACUUUCAACAUAGAAAUAAUAACACCAUUUUGUCUUGUCCGUGUCCAAGUAUAUUGUUUUUCCGCAUCCGUAUCCGUGCUACCAUUCCUUCUUCUUCUUCUGGCUUCAGUAAACCCUCAACUAACAGUUUCAAUUAAUCAAACAAAUUCACUUUCAAGCCCACAAAAAUGGAUCGAAAGCUUGUUUCUUCCCUUGUUUUACAGAAGCUUUCUGAUGUGCUAGUCAACGAGUCAGUUUCAUUUCUUGGGUUAGAAGAUAAGUUAGAGAGCAUUGAAAGCAAGUUAAGAGAGAUUGUUAAUUCUGAGUAUUUUGAUUGCAAGAGAGAUGUUUCUUAUGACAUUGAAGAAGCUAUUGAUUUCUUGUUGCAUACUCCUCAAAACAAAAGCCAAUCAGGCACUCUUUUGUCUUGUUUAUUUUCUUUACUUGAUCAAAACAAACUCUGCAAGAAGUUGGAUCGUAUUAAUCUUCAAGAUUUUAAUGCAACCGGUAGAGCAAGUGGUAAAAAAGGAAUGGGUCCAUGGUAUAGUAUUUCAACUAGUUCUCUGUUUGCUAUAAGAAAACAGCUUGAUGUUGGUGACAGUAUUAUGAGUCCUCUUAUAUGGAAGGUUACUGCCUUGGCUAGUCAAGAAUUAAUUAGUGUGUCUGUUAGGAGACAAGCUAAGUGGGUUAGAGAUGAUAUGAGGUUAUUGCAUUUUUAUGUUAAAUAUUUAGAAUAUAUAGAGCUGACAAGUGAAGCAAUGGUGGCUUGGAUGGAAGAAGUGAGCUUGUUUUCUUGUUCAGCUGAUGAUGUUAUUGGGUUGUUCUUGUCUGAGAGUGGCAAAUCGAGUCGUAUGUCGCAAGGAAAGAUUCGGAAGGAGAUGGAUCAAACGGAGGUUAGACUUCAAGAAAUUAUCGAAAGGUUUGAUUCAAUGUAUAUGCCACCACCUCCUAGACUUCCACCAAAUAUGCAACAAAAUCUUCACGGUGCGUUGUCUUUUAAUGAUGAUGAAUUCGAUGAAAUAGAUGGUGGACCACCUAUUUCUUCAGGUAAUGAUGAACAAAACCAGCUUGUUAUUAUGGAUAGCAAUGCUGCAGCUGCUUCAUCGUCCUCUUCUUCUCGUAGGGCUGAAAUUCCUGAUACUUCUAGUUUUGAUAGCAAUACGAAUGAUAUUAUGGAGUUGUUGCUUAGAGAUGAUACAAGUUGUCUUACAGUUUCAGUUGUAGGGAUGGAAGGCAUUGGCAAGACAAAGCUUGUUAAGUCAAUCUAUGAAAAUCCUGUCAUUAGAGAUCAUUUCCCUCAUUGUGUUUGGAUUAAUUGGGUGCAUGACUCGAAUGUUAAUCGCGUCAUGGAGCAGAUAAUGGGUGCUCACUAUUUGAAUGUUAGACUUUUAUAUGAAGAUUGGAAUGAUUUUUUGUGCAAGUUGAGGACAUUACUAAAUGAUUUCUUAAUGGAUAAGAGGUAUCUCAUUGUUAUUGAUGGGGUAUCAUCAAAAGUCUUGUGGAAUCAACUCGGGGCUGCUUUUGACGGCCUAUCAGGUGGGACGAGAGUCAUUUUUAUUGCUUCCAAAUUAGGAAUAACUCCUGAAAGCAAUGAGAGAAACUUCACUUACAGAUUGCAAUUAUGGAGUGAUGAGGAGAGUUGGGCUUUGUUUGUUCGUUCGCUGAAUUCUAACGUUCCCUCAGAGCUUCUAGAAAUGAAAAAGAGGGAAAUCCUAAGAAUUGCCGGUGGAUUGCCCAAGGCAAUCGUCAAACUUGCAGAACUUUUAGCCAGGGAAAAUGUAUGUGCCGAGAACUGGUCAAGGGUGCUCGAGAAGUUCAAUAAAGAUGAAGGACCUUGGUCGGGAACUUUGCAAGAGAUGAACAAGAGUUUGCCGUUGUAUCUAAGGAGAUGUCUCUUUUAUCUUCGAUUCUUUCCGGAUCAUUUUGAAGUCCCUGUGAGAAGAUUGCUUGGAUUAUGGGUUGCGGAGGGUUAUGGGCAUCAAAAGAAUGCGACAGAGGAGUCUCCAGAGCAUUUUUCAGAGAGAUGCUUAAUCGAAUUGGUUAGCAGGAACAUAAUUCAAGUGACUAGAAAGAAGAUGAAUGGAAAAUUUAAAACAUGUCGCCUGCCUGAAGCUCUACGAGUUCACUGGCUGUUAAAAGCCAAGGAAGAAUAUUUUCUCCAACAUAAUGGCCAUAUUGGUGACAACUUGUCUUCUAGCAUCGGUGCAAUGCAUCGUCUAGUCGACCAUCUUGACCACAGGCAUGCUAGCUUUGAUCAUAUCCACGGAGACAGCACUUCGCGCUCAUCUUUGUACUCUUGUUAUAGAGAAACAGUUUCUUUUCUAUCUUUUGAUACUCGAGAAGGAAGCAGACCUGGGGAGGAUGUAGGGAAUUUUAUUCAACGAUGCAUCUCUAGCAAGUGUUUCAGCGCUCUGUGGGUUCUAGAUCUUGAGCUUGUUUAUAAACCAAAAUUGCCCAAGGCAUUACGUCAACUAACUCAGUUGAGGUACUUUGGCUUGAGGUCUACUUACCUCGAGGUGCUUCCGUUGUUCAUCAACAAAUUGCUAAAGCUCCAAACGCUGGAUUUGAAGCACACACGCAUCAACACGCUUCCUAGUUCAAUCUGGAUGAUGGAGGAACUGCGACAUUUAUACCUUGAUGAGAGUUCGUGUUGCAAAUUUGUUCCUCGACCAAAAGGCAGCUGCUUAGAGAAUAUACAAACGUUAUGGGGUGCAUUUGUAGAUGAAAGUAGCCCAGUGAAAGAUGGUCUGGAUGAAGAAUUUGAUAUUCAUCUGCAAAAGCAACUAGAGAGAAAGAGGAUUGACGACGCAAAAAUAGUCCAUGAUCAGAGGUGCCUCGAAGAUACCGCAACACUCGUUUUACAGCAUUCCAAUGAUAUGUUGAUGAUGGCAUUGUGGCGACUUGUUGUAAUGGAACAUCUUCAUCAGAUGGAGUGGGGCGAGAAGCGAGUAGCUUUUGUUGAAUCAGCUGUGAAGGGUGUCCAAGACGCUUGUGCCAUAGUUGAGAAGAAAGAGCAAGAGAAGCAUGAGUACCAGCAAAAUGAGCUUGUGGCCAUGAAGGACGAGGCUGCUGUUGGUGUCCAGACAACUGAUGUACCUUCUUUUUUUGUGUUCAUCAAAGUAGUGAGAAGGGAGAGCAUACGUGUGUUGGAUUUGUUGGCAAAGCUGGACUCUAAUUUUCUCCAUGCCUCAGUUGAUGAUGAGCAAUUAUUGAUGGUGGGGGAAAUAGUACUGUUUCCACCAAGAGAGUUUAUGUUGUUUCCGAAAUUAGAGGUUGGUGUUAAAACAACAGGACUUCCACCAGUUCCUAAUUGUAAGGUAAUAGUCAGCUCCUAUAAUUAUGCUUUAUCACUGGACACAUUUCUGAACAUCAAAAAAUUGAGUCUAACUUGCAAAAUAUCUGAGCCAUCUCAAAAUGAGGAAGUGUCUUCACAACUAGAUGCUGUGGCAAAUUGGAUUCAUAAUCUAAAUCAUCUUCAGUUUUUGAAGUUGAAAGCAUUUAAUGAAUUGAGCAAGCCUGCAGCUAUACACUUACAGUCUUUAUCAGGGCACAUGGAUCUCUCCAGUGUUCAUUUGUUUGGAAACUUAAAGAGUCAAAAUCUUAUUUCCGAGUUCCCACAAAACCUCAUGGUUCUUACUCUAUCAGCAUCUGGACUGGCGAAAGACCCAAUGCAGAUGUUGGCAGGACUUCCUAGCCUGGUGAACUUGAGAUUGUUCUCCGGGUCCUUCACAGGACAGAAAAUGGUUUGCACUUCCAGAGGAUUUCCUAAGCUCCAAGUUCUCAAGUUAUGGGAGCUUGAUCCGCUAGAGGAAUGGAGCAUAGAGGAAGGCGCAUUGCCUGGUCUAAAAUGUUUGGAGAUCAAAUCCUGUCGACAUUUGAAGAUGCUACCUGACGGGUUGCAGCAUGUUAAGACUCUCUGCAAACUAAAAUUAUCAAAUGUGCCGGUGUUGUCAGCAAGGAUUAAGGAUAAUGAGGGUGAGGAUUGUGAUAAAGUUGCCCAUCUGCUUAAUGUCUACGUCGACAACUGCUGAUGCAAAAUAGAAGUAUUCGUCCUGUAAUUCAUGCUCCGGACCUAUUUACUGCCAGUAGUAUGAUCAUAAUGCACAUGGAGUUCUCUCUUGGCUUCUUUUUUUGGUCUGCUUCAUAUAUAUAUAAAUUGUUAUCUACUAUAUAAUAACACCGAUAGCACGUAUGAUAUUGUGAAAUCUGGUGCUAAGACGAGGUUUAAUGAAUAUUUUUUGAGACAAUUUUAAUUUACAAGCAUUAAUGCUUCUUCAAUUUAAUUAGUCAUUUUAAUCAUUAUGGUCAGCUACAAGUUGUUGCUAUUAUCGCGUCAUUUUGUUUAUCGCUCCUCUCCAGUCUUUUGUUGUUUGAUGUUGCAG